AUGGCAGCAACGCUUACUCAGAACCGCUCUGUGUUUUCGCAGAGCCACUUCGGCCGCAGCAAUCACGCGACCGGAGAUUGCGAUGAUGCCUCCCCGUCUGGCGCCACAACCGGGUGUUACCUCUACUAUGAGAGUUCGUCCUUUGGCAAUGCCCGUGUCACCACCGGCCCCCGCAUGGCGGACCCCUUGACAGCUCAGGCCGAGAACAUGACCAAGGAAGAAUUCGCUGCGUUUCAGAAAGAAAAUGUUGACCGUGUGACUGAGAAAUUCAUGGAGGAGACGAGGCAUGCUAUUUUGAGUCAAAACGAAAAUGGCGAGUUGUUGAACCAUCGAAUCUCUCCCUCUGUCCUUACGGAUGAUUGGGUCCUACGAGCCACCGAGUUUGUCAAAGAAAUUUGCGAACAGCCGUUGGACCAGAGAGCCACGAUCUCUUUGGCCAUGACAGAAAAGAUUAAGCGUGGGUAUUCCGAAGGGUGGCUAGUGGUCAAGGCAAUGGGGCCGCAUCCCUUGCCCGUCGUCAUGUUUACCACGCGAGAGGGCGACUUCGGGUUGAUGGGUUGCCUUGAUAGCAUUAUGGCGCAGUUACAUCAAGUGCUUUCCCAUUCCUUCCCGUACUGCGAUGUUUCUCCCCUCCAAACAACGAAAAAUAUGUGGUCCGAGUUGGCUCGAGAGUUAGAGGAACCAGACCGCGACAUCGCUGGUCGCGGCCUCAAGGAUGCGAUGGAACGGAUUGAAGUUUUGAAGCGUCAAGGGGCCAGCAAGGUCGAUAUCAAGGCAGAAAUGCAGCGCCUCAGGACCAUCCGCAGAGGACGCCUGGUCGCCAAAAAUCCAAUCAGCGACGCGGACAAGGAAAGGAUGAGAGAAGAAAAGGACAAGAAGGUGGAUUCUGUUUCCACUGGCAAACUCAAGAGGGUGGAUUCUGUUUCCACUGGCAAACUCAAAAGGCGAUCCUUCUGGGACGCGCUCGUCGUCUCGAAACAGCAUUAUUGGAAAACCUAUGGAAGAACCUGGGCCUGGACUGGUUUGGUGGCUGCGGUGGCUCUAUACUAUGUCUAUUGGUUGAUGAGGCCAGUGGCGCUACCACGUUAA
Messenger RNA from Seminavis robusta, 1089 nucleotides. The record is from the annotation of a GenBank genome assembly. NCBI's taxonomy places the organism in Eukaryota, Bacillariophyta, Bacillariophyceae, Naviculales, Naviculaceae.